AUGCCAGAAGCCUCAGAAGACCACAAUCAUUGGAAGGCCUGUUGACUUCCGUUUUCUGGUAAUCUGGAACAUCAUCCAUCUGGCAUGGCGCAGGGCAGCCAGCAGCUUGACGUGCAGGUACUCCAUGAUCUCCGGCAGCGUUUCCCUGAGAUACCUGAAGGGGUGGUAUCUCAGUGCAUGCUUCAGAACAACAACAACCUCGAUGCCUGUUGUCGAGCCCUGGCACAGGAGAGCAGCAAGUAUUUGUAUAUGGAGUACCACAGCCCUGAUGACAGCAGAAUGAAUAGAAAUAGCCUUUUGCACAUUAAUCUGGGUAUUCAUCCUCACAGCAGCUAUCAUGCGGGGGAUGGAGCUCAGCUGAAUGGUGGUCGUACACUGGUACACAGCUCGAGCGAUGGACACAUUGACCCGCAGCGCACGGCAGGUAAACAGCUGAUAUGCUUAGUUCAAGAACCACAUUCUGCUCCUGCCGUGGUGGCAGCUUCUCCUAGUUACAAUCCAUUUUUCAUGAAUGACCAGAAUAGAAAUGCAGCUACUCCUCCUCCACAGCCACCUCCACAGCCAUCUUCCAUACAACCAGGAAUGAACACGUCUGCUAUGCAAGGCCCUCCCACGUAUAUGCACAUACCUCGGUACAGUACAAAUCCCAUUACUGUUACAGUAUCACAAAACCUCCCCUCUGGACAGAGUGUACCCAGAGCUCUACAAAUUCUUCCACAGAUUCCAAGCAAUCUUUAUGGGACUCCUGGCUCUAUUUAUAUUAGACAAACAUCUCAAAGUUCUUCAGGACGACAGACUCCUCAGAAUACACAGUGGCAUUCAUCGCCACAGGGCCCAGUUCCACAUUAUACUCCUCGUCCUCUACCUGUAUACCCACAUCAACAGAACUACCAACCUUCUCAGUAUUCUCCAAAACAACCCCAGAUCCCUCAGUCGGCUUUUCGAUCACCACCGGCAUCCCAGUGUCCCUCUCCCUUCGGCUCUCCUCAACACCAAGUUCAACCUCCUCAGUUGAGUCACCAGAGUUCACAUGUUUUCAUGCCUCCUAGUCCUUCCACUGUUCCACCCCAUCCAUAUCAGCAAGCAUCCCAGACUUUUCAAAAGCAAGGUGGUCACUCUGUAUCGUACCUUCCUCCUUUUGCUGGACCUAGUUUAUCCAAAGGUUCCAUGAAUAAAAUAGAAAUUACAGUUGAGCCACCACAAAGACCUGGGACUGCAAUGAACAGAAGCCCUUCGCCAAUAAGUAAUCAACCAUCUCAACGAAACCAGCACCCGCUGUAUGCACCCACUACUCCUCCUUCGAGCUCUCCAUCCAGAGGUAUGUCGGGACAGCCCAAACCUCCAUUUAGUGUUAAUCCAGUAUAUAUUACCUACACUCAGCCAACUGGACCUGCAGGUGCACCAACACAGUCUCCUCGGGUAAUGGUAUCUUCUCAGCCAAACCCAACCAUUUUUAAAAUCACAGUAGGUCGAGCACCGACUGAGAAUCUUUUAAAUUUAGUGGACCAAGAAGAGCGUUCUGCAGCACCAGAACCUAUUCAGCCUAUUUCUGUAAUCCCAGGAUCUGGAGGAGAAAAAGGAAGCCAUAAGUAUCAGAGAAGUUCUAGUUCUGGAUCAGACGACUAUGCUUACACUCAAGCCUUGCUGUUACAUCAACGAGCAAGGAUGGAGAGAUUAGCAAAGGAACUGAAGCUUGAGAAAGAAGAGCUUGAACGUCUGAAGACUGAAGUCAACGGUAUGGAGCAUGAUCUGAUGCAGAGGCGGCUUCGAAGAGUCAGCUGUACAACUGCAAUUCCAACACCUGAGGAAAUGACCAGAUUGAGAAGCCUCAACAGACAACUCCAGAUAAAUGUUGACUGUACACUGAAAGAAGUUGAUCUCCUUCAAUCUAGAGGAAACUUUGAUCCGAAAGCCACAUGUAACUUCUAUGAUAACAUAGAGCCUGGUCCUGUUGUGCCACCAAAGCCAUAUAAAAAAGAGCAUCAAAACAGCUCCAAACAGACUCCACGGACUCAGCCAAGAGAUGAAGACUUUGAAGGGGCCCCAUGGAAUUGUGGUAGCUGCACCUUUCUAAAUCACCCAGCACUAAAUCGCUGUGAGCAGUGUGAAAUGCCACGAUACACCUGAAAUUCAGGAAGGGGCUGCACUGGGUUGAACACAGGCUCUCAAGCCAACAGCUGUAAGAGAAGGAAACAUGGGGAACCUUUCAGUCCAUCUGCCCAGCCUUUGCCAGUCAACAAUCUUGAUAUUGCAAGGGGUGGGAGUAAUGUGUUAGGAUGUUUCUGCUUCUGCUUCACUAGAAAAUAAAUAAAUUAAGGGCGAAAUUCCUUCCCAUUGCAGUGAGCAAAGCAGAAAACAAAACCUGAAAACGUAAAAGGAUUCAUUUUGAGAAGAAUGUAUGCAGGAAAGCAAAUAACUACUGGUGUUUAUUCCUGUGGUUAUAGUUACUGCUUAGUGGCUCUAAAAAAACCCAACCCAAAACUACUGUUUUUAAAAAGAAAACUAUAGGACUUUUAGUAAUGGUGUGAAGUGUUAUACUUAACCA
Messenger RNA from Ficedula albicollis (Collared flycatcher), 2545 nucleotides. It is a transcript of the gene TAB3, whose product is annotated as TGF-beta activated kinase 1/MAP3K7 binding protein 3. NCBI's taxonomy places the organism in Eukaryota, Metazoa, Chordata, Aves, Passeriformes, Muscicapidae. Gene Ontology annotation, cellular component: extracellular exosome. Gene Ontology annotation, molecular function: ubiquitin binding. The transcript is spliced from 6 exons. The record is from RefSeq and is a predicted model, not a curated record. The coding region runs from base 85 to 2127 and encodes 680 amino acids.